AAAAUCUGACUAAUUUAAUCAGAAUGACAUUCACAUUUCCUUGAAGUUCCUUAAUCAGAGAGAUAAAGCAACUAAUAUAACACAGUCAGUUCAGGAGUCACUUUUCAAUGUCCCCAUCACAGUGGGUACAAAGUUCUUUUUUAUGGUCUCUUUCUUUUAUGCUCUUUACUCAAUUCAUCCUCCAACUUUGCUCAAUCAACUUCUCACCUUUUUAACAUUUCUCAUUUACUUUUUAGUUCCCUUAUGUGGAAUAUGAGAAAAUUAUCAUUUUCUUCAAAACGUAGGAAUGAGGUAAAAGAUGAGAAUAAAUACACUGAGAGUGAAGAGGAAAAUGUUUGUAUUAUUGAUUGGGAAGUUAGGCCUGGAGGUCUGUUGGUCCAGAAAAGAAUUGGAGUUUCUGGUGAGGCCAAUUUUGUUGCUGGUCCUAUGAUCAAGAUCAAGGUUUCAUAUGAUUCUUGUUACCAUGAUCUUACUGUUCCAGCUGAAUCAACAUUUGGGGACCUGAAGAAAAUUCUUACUGACAGAACUGGGCUACAUCCCACAGUUCAGAGACUAUUGUUCCAAGGAAAAGAAAAGGAUAGCAAUGAAUGCUUGCACAUUGCUGGUGUAAAAGACACGUCAAAAUUGAUCCUAAUGGAAGAUCCAGCAAGCAAAGAGAUGAAGAAAAUUCAAGAUAACUCUGUCUCUUGUGAAGCCAUUGCCCAAGUAAAAGUAGAGGUCGAUAAGCUCUCACACAGGGUUGUUACCCUAGAGGAAGCUGUGCUGAAAGGUAUGAAAGUCGAAGACAUGGAAUUUGUUGUCCUUUCAGAGUUGUUUAUGAUUCAGCUUCUUACAUUGGAUAGUAUUGAAUCAGAUGGAGAAGCAAGAACUCAGAGGAAGGAGGAGGUUCAUCGCAUUCAGAGUCUCAUUGAUAUGCUCGACAAUUUUAAGGCAAGAAACUCUAACCUUAUUAGCAAUUGUGCUGGUACUUCAUUGGUGACUACCAAAUGGGAAACGUCUGCACCAAAUCGAUUACAACAAUCCACAAAAAUCACUCAGGAGUGGGAACUGUUUGACUGAUUAAUUCUUAGUUAUGAGUUUCAUAUGAAAUGAUUGUCUUUUUUAACUCAUUCUUCUUGCAUAUAAUUAUGGCGAAAUACAUACAUAGACACCUAAAGUUGGCAUCUUUUAUGGGUUAAGAAAUGCAUGACGAUAUAUCCAAAAGCGAAUCUAGAGCGGGCGUUGUUAGUUCAA
Messenger RNA from Nicotiana tabacum (common tobacco), 1233 nucleotides. Its product is annotated as BAG family molecular chaperone regulator 4-like. The record is from RefSeq and is a predicted model, not a curated record. Lineage: Eukaryota; Viridiplantae; Streptophyta; Magnoliopsida; Solanales; Solanaceae. Gene Ontology annotation, cellular component: cytoplasm. Gene Ontology annotation, biological process: protein stabilization. Gene Ontology annotation, molecular function: protein-folding chaperone binding; adenyl-nucleotide exchange factor activity.